AUGAGGCGCAGACAAGCCUACUUGGUGCUUUCUGGCGUUGUCAGCGUCAUUGGUUGGCUUGGCCUAGCGGGUUGGUGGCCCGUCCAGGCUACAAAGGAGUGUCAAGGCCCGCGGUGCUUCCUCGACAGUUGGCUCAAGCUGCGGGUCGCUGUGAAGAUGCCACCGAACCGGGCCCCAAAGGCAGAGGGUUGGUGGUUGAGGAUUGAUUCAUAUCGCUAUCAGCUGUACCAUGGAGAUGUGGAUCAGGGCGCCAGCGGUUUGGCGUACAUGAGCAGCUUUGAGAAUGCGGUUCUGGCAGAAUACGUUUGGUUGGAUGCCAAGCAGGUUCCCAGGUCGAAGACCAUGACGAUGACCACUUUGCCGAAAUCUGUGGAAGGCCUCCGCACUUGGAAUUAUGAUGGCAGUUCUACAGAACAGGCCGAUGGUCAUAACUCAGAAAUUUAUUUGUAUCCCAAAGCUAUCUUCAAGGAUCCCUUCCGUGGGAGUCCUCACAUUUUGGUUCUGGCUGAAGCCUACAAUGCAUGGGACGGGCAGCCGGCCACCGGAAAUACGCGCGCAGAAUGUGCCAAGAUCAUGGAGAAGUACGCUGAUAUGGAUCCUUGGUUUGGCAUCGAGCAGGAAUACACACUGAUGAGGCCAGGGAAGGUUGGUGAAGAGCCAACGGUGCCUCUGGGUUUCAAUGGUGAUGGCUCGGAACCCGCACCGCAAGGGCCCUACUACACCGGCGCAGGUUUCAAUCUUCAGCUGAAGGAGCUGGCUCAUGCUCUGCAAUGGCCAGAAGCUGUCAGCCUUCUCCAAGAUGAGGCCUGGCGAGAGAGUCUACAGCUCUACGAGGAGAUGAGAUGUUGCUCCAUUCAGCCCAACACGAUCACGUGCAGCACGUUCAUUGACUCCAGCUUCCGAUGGCGCGGAUGGGCUGGAUACUUGUGCCUCUUGCAGGAGAUGCAACUGAUGCGAGUGAAUGCGGAUCUACAAUUUUUGAAUGCGAGCAUGGUUGCGUGUAGCCGCGCUAGUGCCUGGCAGUUGGCCCUGGCUCUUCGAAGUGGGAUGAUCCUCGGGGGUCGCUUCGAUGUGGAUUCUUUCACCAUCAGUGCUGCCAUCUCGGCAUGUUCACAGGGCAUCCAGUGGCCCCUGGCCCUGGCACAGCUCCAAGGGUCGCCGAACAGCGCUGUGCUGCUCACAGCGCUGAGCGCGGCAUGCGCCGCGGCGGCGGUGUGGCCGAGGGCCCUGGAGCUGGCGAAAGAGGCGCUGGUGAAGGCGAAAGAAGAUGCGGAUGGAAGAGGUAUGGCUGUAGCCUGUGGUGCGGCCUUAAAGGCCUGUGAACGCGGAGCGCAGUGGCAGCUGGCUGCCGCUAUCUUCCAGUGCAGUCUAUCCAUUGGACUGGACACCGCCAGCUGCGGAGCGGCAGUCACUGCCUGCGAAAAGGCGCAAGAGUGGCAAGUGGCCAUUGCAAUGCUCCAGCAAUCUAUCGACCUGAAGCUGGAAUGCAACAGCAUCCUUUGCGGCAGCGUCAUCAGCUCCUGUGAAAACAGCUUCAACUGGCCGAUGGCGCUACACUUACUACACUGGAAGGAGCUGGGUGAUCGAUCCGGCGCUGGCAUCAUGCCACAUGCUGCGGCUAUCAGCUGCUGUAGUAAGGGCAGUGCAUGGGAAGUGGCCCUGAAUCUCUUGGCAGACCUUUCUUGGCGCCAUCCAGGUGACGUGUGUCACGCUGCAGCCCUUGAAGCCUGUGCUGCGGGGCGGGCAUGGCGCCAUGCAGAAGCUUUGCUGCAACGCAUUGGGCCAGCUUCGCCCAUCAGAUCUGUCGCUACGGAUCUCGCCGGAGUGGCUAUGGAACGCUGUCAGGUCCCUUCACCUCGUCCAUUUGCGCCGCUGGGUUUGCUGGAGAUGCUGGGAGACCUCCAGCCGGGGCGACGGCGACUGCCCUCACCAUAUCUUCCGCCCAUGGCCCUCACCAGCUUCGAGCAUGCCGCACGGCGCCUGAUGCACUCCGGGAUCCAAGGGAUCUUCGUGGCACACGCGCGGCACUGCCUGCGGACAAAGAACGGCCGUUUUGAAAACAGUUUUAAUGUGGCAAUUGGUCGCCCUGUGGCGGAUGAUCACUACAAGCUCUGUUUGAAGGCUGGUGUGAAGAUCGCCGGGAUCAAUGCCGAAGUGAUGCCGGGGCAGUGGGAGUUCCAGGUGGGUCCAUGUCGUGGCGUGGAGAUGGGAGACCACCUCACCAUUGCACGUUACAUCAUGUUGCGUGUCACCGAGCAGCACAACUGCGUUUGUUCCUUUUCGCCCAAGCCCAUGGAGGGAGAUUGGAACGGCGCAGGUUGCCACACCAACUUUUCGGUGAAAUCCAUGCGUGAGGACGGAGGCUACGAUGUAAUUCUCAAAGUCUGUGAGGCCUUUGGCAAGGUUGCCGCAGAGCACAUCGCAGAGUAUGGCGAAGGCAACGAGAAGCGUCUCACAGGGAAACACGAAACCUGCGCCAUCACGGAUUUCAAGUUUGGCGUGGCCAAUCGCGGUGCAUCCAUCCGGAUCCCGCGCGACACUGAGAAGAGUGGCAAAGGCUACAUGGAAGAUCGCCGGUCGGCCGCCAAUUGCGACCCUUACAAGGUGACUGCGCGAAUGAUGAAGACCACAGGGGAGUGUUGCUUGGACACGUUGUUGUUGCUGGACGAUCCAGGCCGGCUGUGCCCGGGAUCUCUUGAGCUGCUGCUCCAAGCCACCUUGCUCUUCAUGAUGUUGGGAAAUCUGGGCAUUGCCUUUAGCGAUGUGGUUGUGGACGGGCUGGUGGUGGAGAAGGCUCGAGACAAUCCCAACUUGAUGGGUGGCUUGCAGUCUUUCAGUUGGGCAUGCAGAGGUUUUGGUGCCAUCUUGUCCGCGUAUUUCAGUGGAGCCUUGCUGGAAAUGAUUGGCGUGCAAAAUGUCUUCGCCCUCACCGCAAUUUUACCCUUCUUUGUCAUCAUUGCCUCGGUACUAAUUGAAGAGUCCAAACAAGAAACCGUGAAGUAUUCCUGGGAUGAGGCGAAAGAGACGAUGGGACAGGUGUGGGAGGUAGUCCGCUCCCCUGCUGUCUUCCCGUCGGUGGCCUUUAUUCUGGCUUGGCAGGCAACUCCCACAGCAGGAUCAGCGAUGUUCUACUUCUACACCAACGAGUUGCAUUUUGCGCCCGAAUUCCUGGGUCGAUCACAGCUGGUUGGCUCGUUGGCCAGUCUGGCGGGUAUCGUGCUCUACAAUCGUGUUUUUGCCACGGUUCCACUGAAGGACUAUCUCUUCCGUGUGCAAGGUAUUGCUGUGCUGUUGGGAUUUCUUCCUUUGUUGCUGGUGACACGUACAAAUCUCGCUUUGAACAUUCCUGAUCAAGCUUUUGUCUUGGGUGAUGAUGUGAUCCAAACAGUGGCAGGGGAAUUGGCGCACAUGCCCAUCCUGGUGCUUGCAGCUCAGCUCUGCCCUCCUGGUAUUGAGGCGACACUCUUCGCGCUCUUGAUGUCCCUACUGAAUCUGGCCUCAUUUGUGUCCUCCAAUUUGGGCGCCUUUAUCACACAUUUGCUGGAGGUUAAUGAAUCCGACUUUCAUAACUUGUCCUUGCUGAUUUUCCUGUGCAAUGUCAGUGGAUUGCUUCCUUUGGUACUGCUGCCAAUGCUGCGCGACUCAAAGCAACGUGCACCUCAAGCUUGA
Cladocopium goreaui is the source of this 3669-nucleotide messenger RNA. NCBI's taxonomy places the organism in Eukaryota, Dinophyceae, Suessiales, Symbiodiniaceae. The record is from the annotation of a GenBank genome assembly.